This is a messenger RNA of Meloidogyne enterolobii, 1083 nucleotides long. The record is from the annotation of a GenBank genome assembly. Lineage: Eukaryota; Metazoa; Nematoda; Chromadorea; Rhabditida; Meloidogynidae.
AUGAAUGUCAUUUAUCGGCGUCGCCACAAAGAAGAUUUUUGGCAAAGAGACGAUUUGGUUGGUACAGGAACGGAAAUUAGUGACGAAAUUCUUAAUAAUGUUGCUACUCGGGGAGGUGAAGAUGAUGCUCAAUUGAAGGUUGAAAUAACAGAACAUUGCAGGACUGAAACGAGUGGUGCUCAUUUAAUUCAACAGACUUGGGAAGCUACUUGGACAGUCCAAACAUUCCAUUCACUUCCAGAUUGGCUACAAGACAACGAUUUUUUGCAUACCGGUCACCGCCCUCCUUUGCCCAGUUUUGCGGCGUGUUUCAAAUCAAUUUGGUCACUUCAUACCGAAACGGGAAAUAUUUGGACUCAUUUAGUUGGCUGUUUGGCAUUUUUCUUUCUCGCCCUAUGGUUCCUAACACGUCCAGAGACUCAUAUACAAUUUCAGGAAAAAUUGGUUUUUUCUUUCUUUUUUGCUGGUGCCAUUCUUUGUCUAGGACUUUCUUUUACAUUCCACACAGUUUCUUGUCAUUCAAAAUAUGUUGUGCGGAUAUUUAGCAGACUCGACUACAUGGGCAUUUCCUUAUUAAUUGUUGGCUCGUUCAUUCCUUGGAUUUAUUAUGGAUUUUAUUGUAGAAGAGAACCAAAAAUUAGUUAUAUUGCGAUGAUUGGUGUUCUUGGCCUAUCCGCUAUUGUAGUCUCUCUGUGGGAUAAAUUUAACGACAAAAGAUACAGACCUAUGCGUGCAGGAAUAUUUUCAUUUAUGGGCUGUAGCGGAGUAGUUCCAACAAUUCAUUUUGCAUACACUGAUGGAAUGCAUCGAUUAAUUGAAGAUAAUAGUUUUUAUUGGCUUAUAGCAAUGGCUUUGCUUUAUUUAUUUGGGGUUGUACUUUAUGCUACUAGAACGCCUGAACGAUUCUUUCCUGGAAAAUGCGACUUGGUUUUCCAGUCCCAUCAGCUUUUCCAUCUCUGCGUUGUCUGUGCUGCUUUUGCUCAUUAUUAUGGAAUUUCUAAUAUGGCAAUGAAAAGACUGACAGGUACAUGUCCUGGCCACCACGACUCAGUGGCAUCUGUUGUACAACACAAUGAACUUUAG